AUGUGCGGUUCUUUGGCAGGUCUUCAUGCAAUGACCGGAUGCAAUUAUUUCCCAGCUUUGUACCGCAAAGGAAAGAAGAAGCCGUUGCAAAUUAUUUUGCAGAAUGAGGAAUUCCAAGGUGUUUUUAUUAACAACGCGAAGAAAGCUUUUCCGUGUUUGAACGAUUUGUGUGCAGUUUUGUUUUUUAUUUCUCUAAUAUACAGAAUAAUUAACAAGUCAUACAUCGCUUUGUACGAAAUGUUAUACAUUCUUGCAGGCUGUAUGGUUAAAACCACAUCAAUACUGUUAACGAAGUCAAAUCGCCUUUAUUUUUAA
Messenger RNA from Psylliodes chrysocephalus, 315 nucleotides. The record is from the annotation of a GenBank genome assembly. NCBI's taxonomy places the organism in Eukaryota, Metazoa, Arthropoda, Insecta, Coleoptera, Chrysomelidae.